Aspergillus lentulus is the source of this 432-nucleotide messenger RNA. RefSeq lists its product as uncharacterized. Lineage: Eukaryota; Fungi; Ascomycota; Eurotiomycetes; Eurotiales; Aspergillaceae. The record is from RefSeq and is a predicted model, not a curated record.
AUGAAGAUAUCCAACAUCGUCCUCUGUCUCGUCCCGUCCGUGGCUCUGGCAGCCGAGUUCGAGCAAGAGCCUGCCGUUGCUCUCACACCCUCAGCAGAUAACCUACCCUCCACUUCUUCGCCAGAACUUACGGCACCCUCGAGUAUUGAUGACCAACGGAUCUACGAUCAGUUCGGGAAUGAUAUUACUCCAAGUCUAGACUACCCUGCUGUGGCAGUCAUCCCCAGUAAACAGAGGGUCCCAAUGCCUGUCUUUGAAGGUCAACCAUCUGAACCCGCCCACAGAUCUAUCGAACUGCGCUCAUUGGAAGCGUCAUCUGGAUCGACCAAGUCGCUGAGAGCACGGAGUGAAGGCACACUCGGGCAAACACCUUGGAUUGGUAUGGCCAUUGGGUUGACUUGUACGGCCUUGGCCGCGGUGAUGCUUGGGUGA